GUGUGUUUUGGAUUUACUGCCUGUUUAUUGUAUUACCCCUCUCCCUAUUGGACUUUGUUUGCCUUUCUGGACUGCCUAUCUGUGUACCGAUCCCUUGCCUGCCUUUGUUUUUGCUCUUUGUUUUGUUACUUUAUUUUUACUAUUUAUUUGCCUUAUUAAACUGCACAUGGAUGUUAACACUACUGCCCCGGCGUCUUCGCUACACAUUCAAUAGCAAAUGAAUGCAAACCAUUUUGAUCCGCAAGGCUUACUCAAUGCAUUUUGUGACAAAGCCAUUAUAAAUGACUAUAGUCAUGUGAACAAAUGACAUAAUGUUCAUAUAGUUAGUCAUAUAGUUUGACGAAGUUUAAUUGUGCCAAAGCGAUUGAGAAAAACUAAUUAAAAUUAUGUUUCAACAAUAAUUUUUAAAAUAAAUGGUCUUUAAGUAAAUCAGUUUUUUAUAUUAUACCAUAUUAUUUUAUAUUAUACCAAAUUAUGUGAAAUUAUAUUAUAUAGUUAAUUUUUUGAGAAAUGCGCGUCUCUUUUCUGUGAAGGACUGUAAGUCACGCCCCCACGGCGUAGGUAGCCUUCUGAUUGGUGCAUAUACAUAAGGGUGUGCCUUUACAGAAUGUCAAUCAUUUUCAUAGGCUUCAGUGACGCUAGGCUGUAAACUGUUGCUGUUGAUACAGUAUCAGUGCGGCUUCAGGUGCGUUGGAGGUUGUGAGUGAAUUUACUGCGUCCUAAAUCUGCUCGCGGGAGAAACGCGUGCAGGUGUGCGCUGACAGAGAGCAUCAUGUUCAAACGUUCACGGUGAUUCGACCCAUGAUUCCACACCAGGUCGCCCCAUGCCAGCCCAUAACCAUGACGACCACUCUCCCCAGUGAGCACCUCCAUCACUUGGCGAACGUUUGACUGGAUGCGUAACCCCGCCUCCGGUGAUGUCAUGCACAGGUUUGAGGUUCUUGGGAUUGUCGGGGAAGGAGCUUACGGUGUUGUCCUGAAGUGCAGACACAAGGAGACAAAUGAAAUCGUGGCCAUUAAAAAGUUCAAGGACAGUGAGGAAAAUGAGGAGGUGAAGGAGACGACCAUGCGGGAGCUGAAGAUGCUCCGUACGCUCAAGCAGGAAAACAUCGUAGAGCUGAAGGAGGCGUUUCGGCGGCGGGGGAAACUCUACCUCGUCUUUGAGUAUGUCGAGAAGAACAUGUUAGAGCUGUUGGAGGACAUGCCCAAUGGCGCUCCACCUGACAAGGUUCGGAACUACAUCUAUCAGCUGAUCAAAGCCAUUCACUGGUGCCAUAAGAAUGACAUCGUCCACAGAGAUAUCAAGCCAGAGAAUCUCCUCAUCAGUUCUGAUGAUGUGCUCAAACUGUGUGACUUUGGUUUUGCUCGGAAUCUCUCGGAGAGCAUUGAUGCAAAUUACACUGAGUACGUGGCGACCAGAUGGUACCGUUCACCAGAACUGCUGCUGGGGGCUCCGUACGGUAAAGCGGUGGACAUGUGGUCAGUCGGGUGUAUUCUGGGAGAGUUGAGUGACGGUCAGCCUUUAUUUCCGGGUGAGAGCGAGAUCGACCAGCUCUUCACUAUCCAGAAGGUUUUAGGACCACUGCCACCUGAACAGAUGAAACUAUUCUACAAUAAUCCGCGAUUUCAUGGGCUACGGUUUCCCUCAGUAAGUCAUCCCCAGACUCUGGAGAGGAGAUAUCUUGGAAUCAUCAGCCCUGUCUUGCUUGACCUCAUGAAGAACCUGUUAUUGUUAAAUCCGAAUGAACGCUUCCUGACAGAGCAGAGUCUGAAUCACCACGCCUUCCAGACCAAGCGCCUGACGGAGCGACCCGGCCCGCUUACACCCACACCUGUCCGCUCCUCCAAAAGAAAACCUCUUAUUGACAACAGCGCCCCCAGCAGGGGCCAUGGGGUAAAGAGUUCAGGUCACCAUCACUCCAGUAGUCGCGACUGCUCCAGUCUGCCUCGCCAUGGUCACGAAGACCUUCAUCCGCCCAGCACCGAGGCAUUCUUGAAUGGGUCUGUACUGAGCGCCAACAGCCUGAGUCCAGUUAUGCAUCCCAAAUCCUUUCAACCACUCAACCGCUCUGCAUCAUGCGGUAAAGACCUGGCGACCCUGCAACAUGCCAAGGAGGCCAAAUCUAAAGUCAGCGACUUUGACUUUGGAAAGCCAACGGAUGGCCCUGGACCGAAAUACCUGAAAUCAAACACACCUCGUUCCCAAAACCGCCACUCCUUCGUGGAGGGCAAGACUAGUACGUUGACAGGUGACAAGGAGAAACACAGUCGUCACGGUUAUGGCGACUCAUCUGCGACAUCGUCCUCAGGUGGGAAGGGGUCGUCGUACCUGAGUAUGUCGAAAAGUCACGGCAUGCUCAGUGACACUAAAUCCGUGAGCAACCUCAGCGACAUGCGCCUGCAUCCUGACGAAACUGGUGGAUCACCGCGAUACUUCCCCAGCAGUUGCCUAGACCUCAACAUGAACUUGAACUUGCCGACGCCAGGCAGUCCAUCGCUACAACACAGCGACCGCUCCGGCCUCAGUCCUGCCGUGGGGCGUCGCAGUAAACUGGAGCGUGAUGGAAGUGCAGUGGAGUCAUCUGUCCGCCGAUCCUCGACGCGGCAAAAGAGCCAACAGCAAAAUGACGGUAAUGCAACUGAUGGGCUUGACCCUGGAGGUGGAGGAGGUAUUUCUAUCUCGUCGCCCCAUGAGUUCCCCUACAUCGUGGGCUACACCAGCCCGUUCUCCUCCCAACAGCGGCCGCACAGACAUUCUAUGUAUGUGAAGCGGGAACGGGGGCGACCCCACGGAGGUGAGGGGGGUGGGUUAACAGUAGGACAGGGGAUGUCCACCAGGGCCAGCAGUCUGCAACUCUUGACACCUCAGUUGCAGCAUCGGACUUUGCCAAGACAACUGGGCAGCUCUGUUUCACGGGAUGCGGGAUUAGACGACAUCAGGAGCGACCCCACGGCCGCUGAGGUCAGCCACACUCAACCUUUAAUCCGGGAGUCCACACGGGAAAACACAGCUGCCUUUCACACACCACGGCAAAAAAGCGAGGGAGGUGUGUAUCAUGAACAGCUUGUGGAUGACAAUGGAUCAGCCAAAGAGAACCGCAUGAUGUACAGCGAAUCUGUUCCACGCCGUGUCGGGAGCUUCUACAGAGUGCCGUCGCCCAGACCUGAUAACUCCUUCCUAGAAAGUUCAGGGGUCACAAUGGACAGCAGCCACAACAUACACCAACAACCCUAUGACCCCUGGGCGGGGUCUGAGCCGCUGGAUAUGGGUCCACCAGAACCGUCCAAAGAGAAGGAGAAACAUGGAUUCUUCAGAUCCAUGAAGAAAAAGAAAAAGAAGACACAAAUUACAGACGCUGGUGACGAGCGAGUUCCUGUCAUGAGGAAACCUCUUUUUCCUCUUUGUCUCUCUCAGAGGAGCUUCACGCACAGCUCCUCUGAGAGAAGACACCCUCUAGUGGCCCCACCAAUGGUGACGAGCGAAGGGCUGGAUCAGUCGUUGAUGCAGAAAUCAUCGCGGUCGCACAGUCAUCAAGGCAGCAGACAUCGCACGCGGAGCAGAGACAGAGAACACAGCCGAGACAGGGAGCAAGGUCGCGACCAAGAUCAGGACCGAGAACGCGACACGGACUGGCCCACCGAGAGAACACCUGACACUCACUCACAGCCUCUCAAGUCUUUGCGGAAACUUCUUCAUCUCACCUCCUCCUCCAACCAGACCUCCACAGACCUACAUUACCCCCUGCCCCCUCAGUCCUCCUCUAAAAGCAGCAGUUUUGUGGAGUCUCGUGGCCACGGUGGCUCCAUGCAGCCCAAAAGCCGCCAGGCUGCAUAUCCGGGCUCCGGGCCCCUGGAGUCCACCUGGCACUCCACCGCUCUGGGUCGGCCCGAGGGAAACCCGUAUUCAGAACAGCUGACCUCCAAAUCAGGUCCCAAUGGCUUCAGUCGUCACUUUCGCUCACGUUUGCCAAACCUGAACGACCUUAAAGAGACUGCGCUGUAAAUCUGACACACAGCGCCCUCUAAUGGACCUUUUCUUCUUAUACAUUAAAGGAAUAGUUCACCCAAAAUGAAAAUUCUAUUAUCAUUUACUCACCCUCAUGUCUUUGCAAACCGGUAUGAUUUUAUUUCUUCUGCGUAACACAAAAGAUGUAAGGUAGACUGUUAGCUUCAGUCACCAUUCACUUUCAUUGCAUCUGUUUUCCUGACAGUGAAAGCGAAUGGUGACUGAAGCUUUCAUUCUGCCUAACAUCUCUGGUUUGGAUGAAAGAAAUGAAAGAGAGUAAAGAUAAUGACAGAAUUUUCAUUUUUGGGUGAAGUUUACCUUUAAGGUUAGGCCUAUAUGUCUCAAUCUUAUUUUUGUUGUUUUUAAGUUUUAAUAUUUAAUAGCACUUCUUAUAUUACUGUAUUUACUGUAUGUACUUUAUUGGGGGUUUUUUGUUAUUGGAAAACUACAGUCUUUAGAAGAAGAUUAUAUAUCUACAUGUACAUGUAAAUAUAUAAAUGUAUAGCACUGUAUGUGCAGGCUUUAGUUUAUACUCUGGUUGUAGUAUAUAUUAUUUGAUUCUGCAUAGUAACUCAUAUUUGGCUAAACAGGUCGAAGGAUUAAUGUAUAGAUGACAGUAUUUACAUUUAUUUUAUAGCUAUAGAAUAAGACUACAUUUUAUUUUAUGACUUAUUUGAGUAAUUUCUGUUUACAAUGCCGUGGAAAUCAGUAGAUAUUAAGAGUAAUUAACAGUAAGAAUGCGUAUGUGCGUGAUUAUAUGUAGGUGUGCUUCCCUGAUAGCGCACAUACGUUGCUGGGAUGUUUGCAAAAGAGUGGAUCAUCUGGAAAGCAUUGCAUUCUGUUUUAAACGUAAUAUUUGUAUCAAUUCUUAAAGGUGCUGUAAGCAGGGGGCCUGGGUAGCUCAGCAAGUAAAGACACUGAAUACCACCCCUCGCGAGUUCGAAUCCAGGUCAUGCUGAGUGACUCCAGCCAGGUCUCCUAAGUAACCAAAUUAGCCCGGUGGCUAGGGAGGGUAGAGUCACAUGGGGUAACCUCCUCGUGGUCGCUAUAAUGUGGUUCUCGCUCUCGGUGGGGCGUGUGGUGAGUUGUGCAUGGAUGCCGUAGAGAAUAGCGUGAAGCCUCCAUAUGCGCUAUAUCUCCACGGUAAUGUGCUCAACAAGCCACGUGAUCAGAUGCGCAGAUUGACGGUCUCAGACGCGGAGGCAACUGAGAUUCGUCCUCCGCCACCCGGAUUGAGUCACUAUGCCACCACGAGGACUUAGAGUGCAUUGGGAAUUGGGCAUUCUAAAUUGGGGAGAAAAGUGAAAUGCAGAAAAUGUUCCAAUUACCUGCUAGAUAUCACUGAAAAAGGUGCCACGAAAUAUCGCACCUGUUGCUGUGACUGACUCUGUAAACAGCGGAAAAAAAUGGAAGCGGUCUUUGGCCAGUAAUGAUGUCCAAUUCGUGAACAAAUUGUUUAAAUGGCUCGAUCGCACCAAUUCACUAAGCUUUGGUAGAUCACCCAACUGUUACCCAGAUAGCAAAAUAGCUUUGGGCCGAAUUUGGCAACAUUUCAGCAGUGAGUUUGGCCCACAUACCAUGUGGAAUUACGGUCUAAGAUUGGCCCAAAAGUCACUUGCCGAAACUAAACCAGACUCGCAACAGAAAACUCGACCACAACAUUCCUGUGUCCCAUUUUCCCAGAAAGCAGCCGUUAUUGGGCCACAACUACACCAGAAUGCUCCGAUGUCAGCUAGAUAACAGCCUUAACAUUACCUAGCCCCGUAUAGAAUGUAAUAUUGUUUAUAUUUGAUCAAAUAAGUGGAAAAAAAGACAGAAAAGAAAACUGAAAAGGGAACAAUGUUGCUAACAAAGUUGGAAAAAUUGAUAUGAUUUAUAAUUAUACAGUAUAGUAAUAAACACUAUAUAAUCAAUAUUGGCAGCACUAUUGUUAGUGAUGUUCUUAAAAAUUGCUGUUAACAGUAAUGUUGGAACAAUAAACAACAUUCGUCGAUAUCUGAAUAACCUAAUAGUGAAAAUACUGUGAAAAACAGCAAUUUUAAUAAAAACAUUUUUUAAAGUUAAAUGCUGCGUGGGGACUUCAAAGCACACUUGAGUGAUGACUCAGUUGUGAAUUGAUUUUUGAGCCGGUUAAAUUAAACGAACCAGCCUAAUGAACCAAUUUGCUAAAAUGAGUGUCCAGAUUCACUGUUUAGCCAAUCAGACAACUGUGAGGCGCUUUCUGUCUGUUAGAGGGAUAGUUCAAAAAUCAUAAUUCUCUCAUCAUUUACUCGCCCUCAUGUGAUGUGUAUGACUUUCUUUCUUCUGCUGAGCACAAACGAAGAAUUUUAGAAGAAUAUUUAAGCGCUGUAGGUCCAUACAAUGCAAGUGGAUGGUGAUUAGCACUUUAAAGCUCCAAAAAGCACAGACAACUGUAGUAAAAGCAAUCCAUACUCCAGUGGUUAAAUUAAUGUCUUCUAAAGUGAUACGAUCGCUUUGGGUGAGAAACUAUGGAGCUAGUUUAAUGACAAAAAGAUUUGAAUUUGAAUUUUGUAAAUUUGAAUUUUAGACGUGGCAUUUAACAAAAUUGAAUUGUUUUUGUGCCGUAUUUUAUAGAUUUGUAUUUUUAAACAGGAGAUUUUGUGUUCUUUUUUUUAAAGUGAAAUUAGAUGUAAAUAUUCAGAUUAUAAAAUGACAGCUGAAGAAGUAAUUCAAUAUUCAAUAUCGAAUUCAAUAUUAUAAAAUUUUAAACGCAGAAAUUCAGAUCUUACAGAAAGUAGGCCAGAGGUCAAGCUUUCGGGUUCCACAGGGAAAAGUAGAGGGAUUCAGAAAAGUUGAACGGAGCAUUUUGGCCAAUAAUAAAAAGGCACUAGUUUAAUUUUAUUUUUUUAUCUCCCUUUUCUCCCAAUUUGGAAUGCCCAGUUCCCACUACUUAGUAGGUCCUCAUGGUGGCGCGGUUACUCACCUCAAUCCGGGUGGCGGAGGACAAGUCCCAGUUGCCUCCGCUUCUGAGACAGUCAAUCCGCGCAUCUUAUCACGUGACUCGCUGUGCAUGACACUGCGGAGACUCACAGCAUGUGGAGGCUCAUGCUACUCUCCACGAUCCACGCACAACUUACCACUCGCCCCAUUGAGAGCGAGAACCACUAGUGAGGAGGUUACCCCAUGUGACUCUACCCUCCCUAGCAACCGGGCCAAUUUGGUUGCUUAGGAGACCUGGCUGGAGUCACUCAGCACACCCUGGAUUUGAACUCGCGACUCCAGGGGUGAUAGUCAGCGUCAGUACUCACUGAGCUACCCAGGCCCUAUUUUAUGCCUCCUUAAUAUUUUUCAUUCUUGUUUUUUAUCUGCCAGAAUGACGGUCAGCAUUUGCAUUUAUCCGUCAAUGUUUUAACAAAGAGCUCUGUUUUCUAUGCUGUGUUUGAAAUAACAUCUGCUUGCGAUCUCAUGUGGAUCUUCAUCACAUAAUGAGGCAGAAAUAUAUUAUUUAUAGCUUUACAUGCAAUGCUAAAUGCUACGCAUGCUAACCAUUUCUUUAAUAUACUUUAUUCGAAUAAAAAUACCAGAGACCGCUUAAAGAACAUAAAUAAAUGUCUCACGCGAGGAGAACGCUAACCUAAUAUUUUAAUAUAAUUUAUUUAAAUAUACAAUUUUCGAUUUACUUACCUCUGUGCGGUCUAUCUUCUCUGUUAGCCUCGAAUGGCGACCUCUGCAGCCUCAACCGCGCCAGAAACCUGUAGUAGCUCUGUGAUUGGCUAAAAUGCUCCGUUCAACGUUUCUGAAACCCUCUACUUUUCCCUGUGGAACCCAGAAGCUUGACCUCUGGCCUACUCUCUGUAAGAUCUGAAUAUUUACAGCUAAUUUCACCUCUAAAACAUUAAAAAUACAAAAUCUAUAAAAAACGCUACAAAAACAGCUACAUUUUGUUAAAUGCCACAUAUCUAAAAUUCAAAUCUUCUUGUCAUUAAUCUAGCUCUAUAAGAAACAGAUCAAUAUAAAAGCUCUUUUCACUAUUAUUGUUUACUUCCUGUCGCUCUCAGAUGCAUGUCCACAACGGGACUCGGUUCCCUCUGCCUCCCGCGUGACGUAAGCACGCUGGCAUGUUCAAAUGAAAGCAAAACCAGUGAAGGUUGUGAACAGUGUUCUCUUGUAAACAAAUCGAGCUGCACUUCCGGUUGUAUCUUGUCAGUUCUCUUGUGAACAUGCCAGCGUGCUUACGUUACGCUAGAGGCGGAGGGAACCGAAUCCCGUUGUGGACAGGCAUCAGAGAGCGACCGGAAGUAAACAAUUAUAGUGAAAAGGACUUAAAUAUUGAUCUGUUACUCAUCCAAAUCAAUCAUAGCGCUUUACAAGACAUUAAUUUAACCACUGGAGACGUAUGGAUUACUUUUACAAUGUUUGUUUGUGCUUUUUGGAGCUUUAAAGUUCUGGUCACCAUUCACUUGCAUUGUAUAGACCUACAGAGCUGAGAUAUUCUUCUAAAAAUCUUCAUUUGUGUUCAGAAGAAGAAAGUAAGUCCUACACAUCUGGGAUGGCAUGAGGAUGAGUAAAUGAUGAGAGAAUUUUUAUUUUUGGGUGAACUAUCCCUUUAAACAUUCACAUCAGUUUGUGGUGAGGGAAUGCUAAUGUUUUGCUAUUUUACUACCGUUGCUUUUCAAAACUAACGUUCUAGUAAAGGUCAGUGUAACUGUUUGAGUUUGCUGACAUCAAAUUGCAUAUUUACUUUAUUUUCUUACCUGUGACAUUGAAAAUCAUUCAUCCAUCUGUGAUGAUAACGGUCUGCAAGCGUCCCUGUGUGCGUGUCUUUGUAGGGUGGGGUUUUGGAAGGAGGGGCGUGUCUAAUCCAGUUCCAGAACGGCUGACAUCACUUGCAGCACUUAUAAACAUUGCCAAACAUCCUAUUCCAAAUGAGUAAACACUCUAAAAACUGCAUUGUCCACUUUGUAUAGACAUCUCAAAUGCGCUAUCUGGGGUUUGUGUGGGUCUUGUGGGGGUUUGUUAGUCUUUAAAAAUCACAGCCAGUGAAAUUUCUCAAGCCUUAGAAAUGAACAUUUAAGACAAAACUUUUACCCAUACCAAAACAGACUAAAUUGUAUGAAAUGUUAUGGCUCCACUUGCUGGCCAUCAAUAUAUCCAUUGCAAAAAAAAAACUUUUUUUUAAUUUUUAAAGCAAAAUUAAUUUUUACAAAAUACACGUUUUCUGAUCCCUCAGGUUUAAAGUUCUUUGAACAUUGCAAAUACAAUUUUAAAUGCAAUAUCUAGAUAUCAGAUGCAGAGGCUAUGUAGAUUGUUAAAUGUUUAUAUUUAGGGAAAUAGAGCCAAUGUACGUACAAAAGGAAGAGAAAUAAUAAUUUAUCAACUUUAUGCAAUAUGUAAUUUAACAUUCGGAGAUAAUCCUUCUAAAUGCAGAACAUAUGUCAGUACACAAGAUGUCAAACGCCAUGAUUUCCUAGAAAAAUCUGCAGCUGCAGGAAACGUCAAUUGCAAAUAAUAUGCAUCACAUUGCUAUGAGGCUUUUAUUAUAGAUAUACAACAAAUUAUCCUCUAAUCAUCUAGAUUACUGAAAAUAUUGAUCAUAAACCUGAUUAAAUAGGUGAAUUAGCCACUAAUCCACUCCUCCAUCACUGUUGUCCAUGUGUAAAUCAGUUAUGCGAAAGCAAAAGAGCUGAUGAAAUCUAAUUAAAUAUACAUUUCUCUCCAAACAUUUCAUGUCAAAGGAAUCAGUUUUGAGUUAAAGGUUUUGAGCCAAAAGUCCAAUAACUCAAAUACGUGUUUUCAUUAUUAAUGUCUACAAAAGGUCAACAUGUGUUUAAUAAACUGUAUCUUCUUUCCUGCGCAAUAAUAGUGAAAAUGUUUCAUAGGUUUUUGUAUUUUCAGUCAUUUUUGUAAUCUUUCUUUGUGCCUAAACAGUAAUUGAUAAAAAUGAAUCUAUCCUAAAAAAUAUUUACUGGAGGAAAAGGUGUGACAACUAACCCCGGCCACAACUAUUCUUCAAACUGAGAAGAGCUGAUGUUGUU
Messenger RNA from Myxocyprinus asiaticus (Chinese sucker), 10002 nucleotides. Its product is annotated as cyclin-dependent kinase-like 5. The record is from RefSeq and is a predicted model, not a curated record. Bases 896 to 4003 code for a protein of 1035 amino acids. Gene Ontology annotation, biological process: protein phosphorylation; positive regulation of axon extension; regulation of dendrite development. Gene Ontology annotation, cellular component: nucleus; dendrite cytoplasm. The transcript has 19 exons. Gene Ontology annotation, molecular function: protein kinase activity; ATP binding. NCBI's taxonomy places the organism in Eukaryota, Metazoa, Chordata, Actinopteri, Cypriniformes, Catostomidae.